Danio rerio (zebrafish) is the source of this 1353-nucleotide messenger RNA. The record is from RefSeq and is a predicted model, not a curated record. NCBI's taxonomy places the organism in Eukaryota, Metazoa, Chordata, Actinopteri, Cypriniformes, Danionidae.
GCAUUACUACACACACUUCAGCAGGAAAUCAGAGAUGUGGGAGUAAAUGCUGUUGCAGCAGCCGAUCCCUCACGCUCGCUGUGUUCAUUAACCAGAACCACAGACCACCACACACAAAGGCCUGUUAUGUAACGCAGCAUUCCUCUGCCUGCAGAAGACCAAUCAACGGCAGUCUUCAAGUGUCUGGCCGGAGCUCAUGUGACCCAGAGUGUUGGGUUACACACAGCACAAUCAAGACAAUCUCAGCUCUGCCUGUGUGAUGCCAACACUGAGCGGACGGCACCGAUAACAGGAACCAAAGAGCCCAUAGCUGAAGUGCAGACACACUGCGGUCACACACACUCUCCGCUGAGCGGCUCUGCCCUGUGUGUCAGUACACACGUCUGCAUGUGCUCACUCCAGAAGCUGAAGCACACUAGCUUAUACUAGAGGAGAAGUACAGCCACAUGUAUAUCCUCUGAGGAUGUUUGCGUUCACAUGGAGACAGUUUGAGACGUCUUUAACACAUCUUGAUGUUGAUCUCCAUCUGCGACUCACGUGAGAGCGCUCCUGAUCUCAGUGCUGUCUCAGAGAAACACCUUCAGGCGUCUCAGAGUGCAUUUGAGCUCUUCUUUCCUGCAGACGUGUGCAGUGUUUCCUAACUGUGUUUAACUUCAUGAGUGUGUGUGUGUGUGUGUGUGUGUGUGUGUGUUUAGUUUGAUGACAGCUUUAUGACCACACUCCUGUCUGAGCAGAGUUUGUGUUUAAUCUCUCAUUCAGAGUUUUGUCAGUGUUUGUGUGUGUGUGUGUGUGUGUGUGUGUGUGUGUGUGUGUGUGUGUGUGUGUGUGUGUGUGUGUGUGUGUGUAAAGGCAUCUGCUGGUAUUGUUCCUGGCUCUCCCAUCCCCCAUCCUCAGGAGUGUGUGUGUGUGUGUGAGUGUGUGAGCGGGACAGAGGGAGGGAGGCUCUUGGGAACAGCGCAGAGGGAGGAUCAGCACACUGCCGGUCGUCUUUCUCUGGGUUUGAGCUGAGCAGCGUCUGGAAUGACGGAUGAGGAACCACGAGCUGCGAGACCAGUCUGAGUUCUGCAGAACUUCUACACACUCCAGCAUGAGGAUGUGAAGACUUUUCAGCACACACACACACACACACUCACUCAGAGGAGCACGCUGAAGAUGGAGGACGGGUAUGAGCUUGACCUCACCUAUGUGACGGAGCGCAUCAUCGCCGUCUCCUUCCCUCAGGACUGCUUCGAGGAGACGUACCUGCGCAACCUGAGGGACGUCACACGCAUGCUGAAGUCCAAACACGCCGACAACUACCUGAUCAUCAACCUGUCCGAGAGGAAGCAGGAGCUCACCAGGAUGAACCCCAAG